Messenger RNA from Melampsora larici-populina 98AG31, 2760 nucleotides. RefSeq lists its product as uncharacterized. Gene Ontology annotation, biological process: potassium ion transmembrane transport. The record is from RefSeq and is a predicted model, not a curated record. The transcript has 17 exons. Gene Ontology annotation, molecular function: potassium ion transmembrane transporter activity. The coding region runs from base 1 to 2760 and encodes 919 amino acids. Lineage: Eukaryota; Fungi; Basidiomycota; Pucciniomycetes; Pucciniales; Melampsoraceae. Gene Ontology annotation, cellular component: membrane.
AUGCCCAAAGGACUUGACUCGUUGCCAGCAAGAGCUCUGACCUGGACGGAGACCCUCGAUGCGCGCUAUAAGCAGGCAGCUCCGUCCCUGCUCAUCACGGCAUUCGCAUCGGUGGGUGUGAUUUAUGGUGACAUAGGCACAAGUCCGUUGUAUGUGCUGAAUGGUAUUUUCCCCCCAGAGGGGCCCGCACCAAGUGCCGAAGACGCGCUUGGAGCAAUUAGCGCAAUUCUUUGGGCCUUGACAAUUGUCCCACUGAUCAAGUACAGUCUGAUUGCUCUAGAGUUUGGAACCGGAGAAGGAGAAGGAGGUCCCUUUGCCUUAUUCUCACAAAUGUAUCCACCUGAGAAACCUGGUGCGGAAUUAGCUUUGCCUUCCAUAACGUCAAUUGUGCAUCUCCCAUCGGGAGCUACACCCUUUCUCAGCCGACGAUUUGUAAAACCCAUCAUGAGAGUCAUCACACUCUUUGCGGUCGCUUUGAUCAUCAGUGAUGGUAUCCUGACACCUGCCGUCUCAGUCUCUAGCGCUGUGUCCGGAAUAUCGAUUCCAGCGCCAUCAUUUUCUUCUAAGGACAUCGAACUCGUCUCUAUCGCAAUUCUCGUACUCAUAUUUCUUUCACAGAGUUAUGGUACCAACAAACUUGGAAUGUCUUUUGCACCCAUCGUCACUGUUUGGCUCUUGUUACUCUCAUCCAUAGGAAUUUACAAUAUCACCAAACACCCUGCGAUCUUCAGAGCAUUCGACCCGAGUCGUGCUAUUCUCUACUUUGUUCGUGUCAAAGAUCUUACACCUCUCAGUGGUGUUUUGUUGGCCAUAACUGGGGUCGAGGCUCUCUUUGCCAAUCUCGGCCAAUUUUCCAAAGGAGCUAUCCGUUUAAGCUUCCUGGCUUGGAUUUAUCCUGCGUUGAUUCUAGCCUACCUUGGUCAAGGUGCUCAGCUGAUCACAAAUGGAGAUCAUGUGAUCACCAACAUUUUUUAUCAGUCUAUUCCUGGCGGAAGUGGUGGUGGACUUUGGUGGAUUGUCUGGGUAUUUGGAAUGCUAGCAACCAUUGUUGCCUCUCAAGCAAUGAUUACAGCUUCUUUUUCAUUAAUUCAACAAAUGGUCGGCUUGAAAGCUUUCCCUCCUGUCGCCAUCAUUCACACCAGCAAAACCUCACAGGGCCAAAUAUAUGCACCAAGUGUCAAUUUCAUCCUUCUUAUCGGUACCGUUGGUGUGACCGCUGGAUUUGGAAGUAACUCGUCACUAACUUCGGCCUAUGGGUUUGCCGUGGCUGGGGUCCUCAUCUCGACCACAUUCUUGAUGACAAUGGUGAUGUAUACUAUUUCUCCUCAGGUUCACGUCAAGGGAGUGAAUUUAUGGGUGGCCAUCUUGUUUUUCGUAGUCACCGGGUUCGUGGAUGCCAUGUUUUUUGCAUCCACAAUACAAAAGAUCCCACACGGUGCUUGGUUCACUCUCACCAUUGGAUGUUUGAUUGGGAUUUUCUUACUUUUCUGGACUUGGGCCAAAGAAUUAGAGGAUCUGUUCGAUGCACGAAACCGGGUCCGCUUGAGUCAACUUUUGAUCCAUCGCCUGCCUCAUUUGCCUUCCAAUCCAUCCAAGGAAAACGACUCGCUUAGCUCUGGCGAGAAGGAAAUCAUCAAUGAAUCAGAUCCUGUGAAUCAUCCCGUCAAUCAAAAUGAAAUUAAUACACUCAAAGCUCGUCUUGCAAUUGUCAAAGAUACUUCUAUGCCAAUGAUUUCAGAUUUAGCCCUUCACGAAGAACCUGAAGAAAUUGAAGAAGUUGAUGAAAAAUUACACGAUAUAAUUGAACAAGAUCCUGGUACCUUGCGUGGAAGCAUCUUAACUACAAGCCGCCGCUACGAUAGUCCAACACCUCAAAGUGAAAAUCCACAUAGCCCAACUCAGCAAAGCUUACUUGAAGCUCCAAGAAAUUCAUCAUCCAGAGAUCCAUCGCCAGGUGCUGCUCAAAAGGUUACCAUAACAGAACCAGCUGAACGAAAAACUUCGAUCAACACUGCAAAUUACCCACCAAUCCAAUCUGUAAAUGCUACAUCUCAACAGGAUCUUACCGGCCCAUACAGCUCGAUUCCGAAUGCACAACAUCGUCAGGCAUCACAAGUCAGUAGCUUGCUCGGUAGUGAAGCAGGUGGACUAGAGAGCCUGACCUUGAAUCCGGAGUUUUAUGAAGGAAGAAGACUAACUGAUCCAUUACCAAGACUAGAAUGUUUUUCAUUCUUUCAUCAUCACGGUAGAGGGAUCGGAGCUCCCCAUGCGUUUACUUCACUACUUAAACAUCAACCAGCUUUACCUAGAGUCAUUGUUUUUCUUUCUAUCAGAGUUGUUGGCGUACCUCACCUACAGGAAGAGGACAAGUAUCUGAUAGAUAAGCUUCGUAGUCUUGAAGCUCUGAGACUUGGCUACAAAGACGAUCUCGAUCUACGUGAUCUGACCGGACCGACCUUACAAAGAAUCGUAGCCAUGGAACGAGGCACAAACAUGCCUGGUCACAACUUUUCAAUCGAGUCACGUAUCUCACAAUUCGUAAAGGCUUCGGAAAACACUAAUCAUAUACUUCCUCAUUACCAUUGUACCUCUAAGCAAAUCGAUGCAACAAAGAACCCAUUCAAACGAGCCAGAAAUGCUAUUCGAGGGUUUCUAUUGGAGGAAGUAUACCGUAGAGUAUCUCAAAACUUUCCUGAGACUUCGAAUUACAUUAUUGAUGAUUCCAAAGUAUUACGUAUCGGAGUCAAUGCUGAGAUCUAA